CUAAAGACAGCUGAAUCGAAACAAACCACGGAUACACGCAGGACCAGGAGCAGGGUGAAGACGGUAAAGGGAAGAGAGACAAUUAUUGUGAGCUUUAAACUUUGUACCCACAGUUUUAUGUAAUUUGGACUCAAAAGCCGACUGCUGAGUCAUUGAAGAUGGAAACAGGAAACUGUGUUGCCAGACUAAACGAAUACGUGCAGAAGACACGGUCUCAGCUGCACUAUGAGGACCUUGGCUCUGUCGGACCUGCACACAGUAAAGUAUUCACCCAGAGGGUAGUCCUAAAUGGGAAGGUCUAUCCCAAUGGUGUGGGGAUGACCAAGAAGGAAGCCAAGUAUAAUGCUGCUAAAAACGCCCUGAGCAGCAUGUUUGAGAGCGCACAUCAGGACUCAGUUGACACAACUGCAGAUGAGAACAGCCAUUCGUCAGGUCAACAAAAGGAGGAAUUAAAUCAAAAUGUUUCUGAUCUUUGUGAUGAGACAGGACGCCUCAGUUUGAACUCCAAGGACAACAUCCUUGCAGAAGCAAAUUUCAUUGCAUUAGUUAACCACUACUGUCAGAAAAAAAACCACGGCCAUACAUUCGUUGAAGAGAGGAUAUGUGGUCCACCUCAUAAGCGUCAGUUUUUCUACAAAUUAAUAAUUGACAGCAAUGAAUACCCUGUGGGCGAGGGUAUGUCUAUCAAGGCAGCCAAACAAGAUGCAGCUCGGCUGGCCUGGUCUGCUCUUCAGGACCAGACCGACUUCGACAGCAAGGUGUCCAUCAGAUCAACAGCCUCCGAAGGUGGUGCCACAUCUAUGUUGUCAGCACGAUCAGCUUCACUGGAGUCCUACGAGUCAUCAUCUCUAAACACCUCAAGGAGCGCAAGUCAUUCAAUACUAUUCACAGAUUCAUCAAACCCCUCCAAGGCUCAGAUGGGCUUACGGUCAACUGUGUCUGAAAAUGAUGCACCAGCCAGGUUGUCAAAACCAACUUCACUGGAGUCUCUUGCAUCAUCACAGAGCAUGUCAACGGGUACAAGUAGCUCAGGAAUACAGACGGACUCAUCGAACUCUUCUAAGGAUCAGCAUGCUGUCAAAGACAGGAAUAUGGGAAAUAGUCAGAAGGACGCAUCCACUCAGUCAAGGUUUACUGCAGACUUCGAUACCAUAAAACCUAUUGGCAGUGGAGGCUUUGGUUCUGUUUUCAAAGCAAGACACAAACUGCUGAACAAGUCUUAUGCUGUGAAGAUUGUCCGCUGUGAAGAGAAAGCGUUUCGAGAAGUGGGGACAUUGUCUGACCUUCUCCACCGUAAUAUCGUCAGAUACUACACAUUUUGGAAGGAGGAUUCAGAGUACCAAUUGGAUAUUUCAGGUGGUAGUUCAACUGGCAGUUACAGCUCUUCCCAAUCUACAGAAAAUUCAUCAGCAAAGUACCUCUAUAUUCAGAUGGAGUUAUGUGACACCAAAACACUGAGAGAGUGGAUUAAGGAGAAGAACGCUCCGUCUCUGCAAGACUCCAAGAGAAGAGAAGAAAGUCUAAGAAUUGCUCAGCAAAUAGUCAGUGGAGUCGAAUAUAUUCACUCCAAGAGGCACAUCCACAGAGACCUUAAGCCUGCAAACAUCCUGUUUGGACUCGAUGGAGAAGUGAAGAUUGGGGAUUUUGGUCUGGUCACCAAAGAUGAUGAUGACGAUGCUGUGGUGGACAGGACAGUAGACAAGGGAACCCCAUCUUACAUGGCUCCGGAACAAAGGGAGAAGGCCUAUGACCGAAAAGUGGACAUAUUUGCUCUGGGGCUGAUAUACCUGGAACUCCUUUGGAAAGUCUCUUCUGGCCACGAAAGAGGAGAGAUUUUGAGGAAUGCUAAACGUCAGAUGCUUCCCAAAGAGUUUUCACUGACUUUUCCCCAAGAGAACCAACUCAUCAAGUCAAUGCUGUGUGAGAAGCCAAAAGACCGACCUGAAGCAAGUAAACUGCAGGCAGAGCUGGAGAAGUGGGCGCAGAUGUUCAACUCACAAAAUGUGCGUCGGGAAAAUGUAACAUACUGAUUAUCACAAGGAUUUGUGACAAGUCUCUCCUGUGGUGUCUUUGAUUUAAUGAAAUAAAUUGAUAUACUAUUAAUUGUUACUGUAACUGUUAAUGUUGACAUCAAGGUUGAAAAUCCUAAACAAAAUGGUAGUGUGUCGUCACAUAACGUGCCACUUUUCACUCUGCUAUUUAGUUAAAUGAAUACAUUCAGAAUACUGAUUUGAAACAAAUGCAUUUUUUCCCCGUGAUACAUCCCUUUCAGAACGCCUUGAUUGACCAAUCAGGAGUCGAUUGUGUUAUUCCACACAGUAGGGAACGCUUGCAGUGUAAACACUUCAGAGAAGAACAGCAGUGGCGAUGUUCCCUCAGGCUCAGCAGCCCGACCAAGGGUCAGACAGAAAGAAAAAACGUUCGUCAACAGCUGGAGUACGAACAAACGAAGAGCAGGGGGUAAUGUUCUGCGGCGUCUGCGAGGGGCAACCCAACUUAUCGAGACAUAUACAGUAGCUGCAGCCAUGCUCUGUUUGGAGCCUGCACGACACGCCUGUACACACUGUACCAGUACAAAACAAAUAAACCAACGCAACGGUUAUUUGAACCCUGCUACAAGGCGACGUUGUAAUAAAUGAAUACAAGGCCAAACGUAGACAGAAUUUGCUUUAUAAUUCAUCAUAAAUUAAGAUUCGACCACCUCUCUUUGACACAUCUUAGCUCAAUGCUAACUUAGCUUUUUCUUCAGGGCCUCUGCUCCCUCACGAAGGGGUUAAGGGUGCUGAUAGUGAACUGAAGUGUAGGGUCAACGUCCAACACCAGUCACGUAGCUGGAGAGCUGAGUGGCACCACUCUGUCGGCAGUUGAGAGGCACCUCCGUCGACUGGCUGUGAACUAGGAGAGAAGUGUGCAUGGUGUGUUCUUAAGAAUAAUAAAACAGAGGAGUUACUUUCAUCAUCUCAGCCGAUGGUUAGAAAUGACUACAAAGUAAUUAUUAGUAAAGAGUGUAUUUUUGUCCCAUUUUAUUUCAAAAAGGACAAAAUCAUAACCUCCUUGGUGGAAGUAGAUACAUGAAAUGUAUGAAAAACAAAAAAGGAGAACGUCAUUUUUUACCACAGAUGUAUUAAGAGACCAGGAUACAGUGUUGGAGCCUGUGUCCCAUUUAUUUCUUUGAGAGUUAAUCUGUGGAAAUGGUUCAACUGACGCUAGUAAAACUACCCAGAUGAUCCAAUGAUUAUCGACACUGCUUCCGCACUGUGCGGCCCACAGAGCAGGCGCACUAGAGCGCUCCGUGGCUGAGUCGGCUACUUACAAUUUCGCACUCUGUUAACUUGAAUAGGGAUAAUUUAUUGAAUUGCGUGCCUUUUCCAGACUUUGCAAAUGUUAUCCAACUGAAUGGAUUAAAUCAUGAGAGUGAAACGAGUCAUUUUGGGUUGUGACGCUCAGAAUAAUUUAUCCACUGAUUUACAGUCACCUCUUUCGUCAUGUAGGUCAAUGGAAAAAAGUCAUUUUGGGCCACGUGGCAUCACUUGACUGGCUGCUAUGAAAAUUGCCUUCAAAGCCAGGCACUCUUCCUGGGAGCCUGAUUUUUAACUGGACAAGUGACUUUUGUGGCGAGACAAGUGCAAAGUACAUUUACUUGUCAAAAGUACGAGUACAUUUGCAAAGAACAAGUCCAAAGAAAAUGUACCUUAGACAAUUAAUGUUGAGUCCUGAUUGCAAUGUUAUUCAUAUUUGUAGGAAAAUGGUUAACGUCCUGCACUUAUAUAGCGCUUUAACUUGAACUCUAACCAUGGUAACUGGUGGCAGUUUGUGGUUCUGGGUUUUGUACAAAGACACUGCCGCAUGCACACAGAGGGUGAAACCAUUAAUCAUGGAAUUAGGCUAAUGAACAACCUGAAAUGAGUUAAUAUGGGUUUUAUAAUCAAGAUAUGAAACAUGAAAUCAAAAAGUAAGGUUUACAUUAAUUCACAUCUUUCUAGCAUUUCUUCUAAAUAAUCAUGAGCUUGUAAUUUCUGUGUCCACAGUUGACAUUUUACUCUAUGCUGGGAAUGGUUAAACAUAUUUAAAGUGGGGUCACAUCACAGCCUUUGAUUUGUACUGAAUAUCUGAAGUUUAAAAACAGGAUUUCCCAAAAUGGGGCCAUGUAUUUUGUGUGGUUUAGUUUGUAUUUUGGUUUUUUUGUUUGUUUGUUUUUUGCAUACAUUCAUCAAUAAAGGAAUGGGAAAUAAUUAAAA
This is a messenger RNA of Epinephelus moara (kelp grouper), 4238 nucleotides long. RefSeq names its product interferon-induced, double-stranded RNA-activated protein kinase-like. Gene Ontology annotation, molecular function: double-stranded RNA binding; ATP binding; protein kinase activity. Lineage: Eukaryota; Metazoa; Chordata; Actinopteri; Perciformes; Serranidae. The transcript has 17 exons. The coding region runs from base 159 to 2030 and encodes 623 amino acids. The record is from RefSeq and is a predicted model, not a curated record. Gene Ontology annotation, biological process: protein phosphorylation.